Molecule: messenger RNA, 1091 nt
Organism: Cucurbita pepo subsp. pepo (vegetable marrow)
Lineage: Eukaryota; Viridiplantae; Streptophyta; Magnoliopsida; Cucurbitales; Cucurbitaceae
Product: proteasome subunit alpha type-6
Biological process (GO): ubiquitin-dependent protein catabolic process
Cellular component (GO): proteasome core complex, alpha-subunit complex; proteasome core complex
Source: RefSeq, a predicted model, not a curated record
CUCUCAAUAUCCAUUUCCCCCACAGAUCCUGAACCCGUUGAAGCCCUAAUUCAUCUGAAUCAGAAGCCAUGAGCCGUGGAAGUGGAGGAGGAUACGAUCGUCACAUUACUAUAUUCUCACCCGAGGGCCGCCUAUUUCAAGUCGAGUAUGCGUUCAAGGCUGUGAAAUCUGCUGGAAUUACCUCGAUUGGUGUCAAAGGAAAGGAUUCGGUUUGUGUUGUGACUCAGAAGAAGGUCCCGGAUAAACUUUUGGAUCAGACAAGUGUCACUCACCUUUUCUCCAUCACUAAGUAUCUGGGCUUGCUCGCAACUGGCAUUACAGCUGAUGCCAGAUCACUGGUUCAACAAGCAAGGAAUGAAGCAGCAGAGUUUCGAUUCCGAUAUGGCUAUGAGAUGCCUGUGGAUGUAUUGGCUAAAUGGAUUGCUGAUAAAUCACAAGUCUAUACCCAGCAUGCUUAUAUGAGACCACUUGGAGUUGUGGCAAUGGUUUUGGGGAUUGAUGAUGAGUUUGGACCUCGCCUCUAUAAAUGUGAUCCUGCCGGUCAUUUUUUUGGUCACAAGGCCACUAGUGCUGGACUUAAGGAGCAGGAGGCUAUUAAUUUCUUGGAAAAGAAAAUGAAGAAUGAUCCUGCUUUUACUUAUGAGGAGACAGUGCAGACUGCAAUUUCUGCACUUCAAUCAGUGCUGCAAGAAGAUUUCAAGGCCAAUGAGAUCGAGGUGGGAGUGGUUCGGGUGGAGAAUCCCAUCUUCAGAGUACUAAGUACUGAAGAAGUCGAUGAGCAUUUGACUGCCAUCAGCGAGCGAGAUUGAUUGACGCAAACCUCUCUGGAGAAGCAUAUUGAGAACGUCUAACGACUUCGUUUCAGAUGUCGGUUAUCGCCGAGUUGCGUGCUUUAUAUAUGCAAGUCCUUGAGGUAGUAGUUGUACUUGCUUCUGAAUUGCUGUAGACGGUGACAUUCCCAUUUUACUUAAAACACUACAUCAAAAACAGUCAUCUUUAGAAUUUGUAUCUCAGAGAAACUCAUCAUGUUACAUUAUUUAACUCCCAAUUCCUGUGGCUAUAUAACAUGAUGGUAAGUAGAUUAUGAACCC